Molecule: messenger RNA, 7426 nt
Organism: Oncorhynchus mykiss (rainbow trout)
Lineage: Eukaryota; Metazoa; Chordata; Actinopteri; Salmoniformes; Salmonidae
Source: RefSeq, a predicted model, not a curated record
ACCUAUAUUUCCCCCAUUAAACAGAGAAAUAUGUAAUACAUUAUAUUGUUUAGGAGCGAAGAGGUGACAUAUCGCUUCAAGAGCGACUCCUACUUCCGUGUUGUCCCUCAAUGUAAAGCAGUCCUAUUACAGGAAGCUGUAGCCUAAUCUGUGGGGGUUAAUCCGCGUAGUUUACAGGUAUUUAACCAUUAAAACCUUCGAAUGUUACAUUGUAUCGUUGAGCAACAUACGUUAGAAUCUAUAUCAAUGUUCGUGACAUUCGAAUCCACCGAGUAAUUAUUAUUAUUUUUAUAUACAUACAUAGGUAGGUUGCGUUAUAGUCUAUCACAGUGCCAUUUAUGUAGGUGAUGUUAAAACGUAGACUUUUGAAUAAACCUUUAAUUUAGUUUACACAACGUUUUAACGAAUUCACGACUGAACUCGUUCAUGAUUUAAUGUUAGUGUGCCCUUGAUCGACCCUCUUUCAAUGUAAUUUGAUGAAGUGAAGGAGCAGCGAUUUCGGAGAAUACGGACGAUAUAAACUACAUGUAGCAAAACAGAAGAUUCAAUCGCUGCCCACGUCAGAGGAACUGCGGUACAUUAGCGGAAGAAUGCCAGCGGGAGUUUGUGGCUGCUGUGGACCCCUGAGGCCCAGGUACAAACGCCUGGUUGAUAACAUCUUCCCAGAGGACCCCAAAGAUGGCCUGUCCAAGUCAGACAUGGAGAAGCUCACCUUCUACGCGGUUUCAGCCCCGGAGAAGUUGGACAGGAUUGGGGCCUACCUGGCGGAGCGACUGAGCCGAGAUGUGGUCCGCCACCGCUACGGGUACGUAGUCAUCGCCAUGGAGGCUCUGGACCAGCUCCUGAUGGCCUGUCACUCCCAGAGCAUCAAGCCCUUUGUGGAGAGCUUCCUCCACAUGGUGGCCAAGCUGCUGGAGUCCCGGGAGCCAGACCUGCAGGUCCUGGGGACCAACUCGUUUGUCAAGUUUGCCAACAUCGAGGAGGACACACCGUCCUACCACCGGCGCUAUGACUUCUUUGUCUCCCAGUUCAGCGCCAUGUGCCACUCAACCCAUGAAGAUCCUGAGACCAGAACCAGGAUCCGUGUGGCCGGUAUCAAAGGGCUGCAGGGUGUGGUGAGGAAGACGGUGAACGAUGAGCUUCAGGCCAUCAUCUGGGAGCCCCAGCACAUGGACAAACUCAUCCCCUCCAUGCUGUUCAACAUGCAGGAUGCUGAGGACCUAGACAGGGUGGGCCCACCCGGCACGCCUUCGGAGACAGGGCAGGAUGGUGAGGAAAACCCAGCGUCUCUGGCCGAGAGCUGCUUCAGAGAGCUGCUGGGAAGAGCUGCCUACGGCAACAUGAACAACGCCGUCCGCCCUGUACUAGUUCAUCUGGACAACCACCGGCUGUGGGAGCCCAACGAGUUUGCUGUUUCCUGUUUCCGGAUCAUCAUGUACUCCAUACAGGCCCAACACUCUCACCACGUCAUCCAGCAGGUCCUGGGCCACCUGGACACACACAACAAGAACACCCCUCGCAUGAGGGCCGGCAUCGUGCAGGUCCUUCUCGAGACGGUCGCCAUAGCAGCCAAAGGCUCCGUCGGCCCUACAGUACUGGAGGUGUUCAACACACUGCUCAAGCACCUGCGGAUGAGUGUGGACUUUGAGCUGGGUGAGAACUCCAGACGGAACUCUGGCGCCAGUGUGUCCUCGUCCGGACGGGUCAAGGAGAGCGAGGAGCGCAUUGUCCAGAACGCCAUCAUCCAGACAAUCGGGUUCUUUGGUGGCAACCUGCCAGACUACCAGCGCGCGGAGGUGAUGAUGUUCAUCAUGGGCAAGGUGCCCGUGUAUGGCACCCCCUGCCACACCCUGGACACUGUGAAGAUUGGGCACCAGGGCACCAAGCGUAUCCAGGCCAUGCUGCUGAGCUCGCUCAUCAUGGUGACCUCUGGUUUCAAGUCCAAGACCAUGGUGGCAGCGCUGCCCGCACCCUUCCUGGACCCACUUUUCUCCAUUUCACUCAUGGAGGACUGCGAGCUUCGCCAGUUGGUCCUUGAGAUCCUGCUCAACAUCAUCGAUCGCCACGACAACCGUGCCAAGCUGCGGGGCAUCAGGAUCAUUCCUAAUGUGGCGGCCUUGAAGAUAAAGAGGGAGAAGAUAUCAAAACAAGACGUUGGGUUCAUGAAAAAGCAUGGGCAGCAGUUGUACCGUCACAUCUACCUGGGCUGUAAGGAGGAGGACAACGGUCACAAGAACUUUGAGCUGCUCUUCACUACCCUGGCCGUGCUCACCAUUGAGCUGGCCAAUGAGGAGGUGGUGGUGGACCUCAUCAGGCUGGCUCUUGCCCUGCAGGAUAUGUCCUUGGCUAAUGAGGAGAACAUGCCCAUGGUCAUCCGCUGUGGCAUCAUGGCACUGGUGGCGGCCUACCUGAACUUUCUUAGUCAGAUGAUCGCCAACCCAGCCUUCUGUCAACACGUCAGCAAGGUGAUUGAGAUGAGGAACCUGGAGGCCCCUUACCUCCUCCCUGAGCACAUCUUCAGAGAGAAGUGUCCGCUUCCAAAUUGUCUUGAGAAGGAAGACCGGAGCCUAUAUUUCCAGACGGUUGACCUGGCGGAGUGCCUGGUCGCGCCAGGAUACAACGCUGAGCGUCUUUCAAUCCCCUACGUCCCUCAAGUGACGGAUGAAGACCGCCUCACCAGAAGAAAGAGUUUGGUUGACACCAUUUCUCUUCAAGUGGAUUUCCCUUCCGAUAGCCUACCAGAUAAGUCUCUGCUGGCUGAGGAGAUCACCUUCGAGACUCUGAAAAAGGCCAUUGACACCACAGGGUUGGAGGAGCAGGAGAAGGAGAAGAGACGCCAGGUCAUGGAGAAGUUCCAGAAGGCUCCAUUUGAGGAGAUUGCCGCCCACUGCGAGUCCAAGGCCAAUAUGUUACAUGACAGACUGGCACAAAUCUUCGAGCUCACUAUCCGGCCCCCUCCCAGCCCCUCUGGGGUGGUGUCUAUCUCUGCAGGCCACGCUCAACACCAGUCUGUCCCUGUCUACGAGAUGAAGUUCCCCGACCUGUGUGUCUACUAGAUCAAAGACCAGCCACUAACGCCUUGUAUCCUCAACCCUAACCCUAACCCUAACCCAACCACUAACCAUACCCAGACCUGUGUGUCUACUGGAGCAAAGACAACCACAUAGCCAUUACCCUAACCACUAACACAUUGUAGCCUCAACCCUAACCCAUUUCCUAACCCCUUCAGAUCUGCAUGUCUCUUAAAGCAAAAACAGUGGCAGUUUAGAACCACUAAAACCCUAUACCCUCAACCCUACCGCCUAAGUCUGCUCCUUAGCCCUAUACAAGGUAUGUCAGCUACAGCAGAGACUAACUGUGGUACUGUACCACUAAGCCCGAAUACUGUGUUCCCUAUUUCUUAACACUGCACAUUGUUCCUGCCCCUCCUCAGACUAAUGUGUCUAUUACCAGAUGAGAUGGCUGUAUGACUGUAGUUUCCAGUCACACGCACACAGUCUACGCACACGUGAACGUGCGCGCACACGCACAUUCGUAUUUAUAGUCUAAUCAAUUAGCUGUGGUGUGUUGGCUUAUACACUUGGAAAGUGGAGAUGUCAUAGAACAUCGAAAAGUGAAUAUUACUGGAGGCACAUUGUCGUUUCAAAGAUACCAUCGCGCUUGCUAGCGAAGAGAUUUGUAGUGGCUAAUUAACAGUAAAUAAGUUAAUUGUUUUGCCUCACAGUUAGCCAAGAGGCAUACCUAACCAGCUAAAAUUGUUUACAGCUAGUUAGCAAUCGUUUCAAAACUAUUUUGCUAGCAACAUAGUGCUGCCGUGUUAAUUAUAACCGGUCUCACAAAAUGUGUCUCCAGUUGUUUACCUUUUACCAUUGUGCAUAUCCAUGCAGUUCUGUGCAUAUUAGAGAAAAGUAAUUUUAGCGGCCAGUCUGAAAAAUUGCUUAUUUUAUUGGCUUUUUCAGACAGAUAAGCCACAGUGCUGCAGAAAGCUAAUACUUUUUUUUAAUGUCCCAAUUUAAUGAAAACCAAUUCAUAUAUGUUAAUCUGUGUGGACAAGGUGAAUUUCAGGUAGAACAUUGAGAGUCUUGGAAAUGUGGAAAUUCUAUUCUGGAAUAGACAUCUUGGUGGAUUGAGUCUUUAUUGCAGGUCCAUUAUGGCAGUGUUUCAAAAAUGUUGGGUAUGAGACCAGGCUAGUAACCCCCCUGUUAUGUUAUGGUCUUGGAUUUUGGUUCCUUCGAUAGGAAUCCAGUCACCACUGUUCAAAACCUACUGGAGUCAUGCCCUUCAGGACCUGUACUGAGGAAUGGUAUUGUGGACCAGCUAACGCUAAUAGAAAAGCAAUCAGUUGAUUACUAAAGGCACCAUGUUAUUUAGUUGAUAUAUUGAUAGUUUAGGAUGAUAUGGCAGCCAAGUGCAUUCACCUGUUUUGGUAUUAAUUGAAGUGUUCGGGCAGCUGUACACUCCCUUCUCCUCACCAUCUUUUUCAUAGCACUUUCACAAUAUGGUACAAAAACAUGUAGUUAUUUUUAUUACACCCUCUUGACAAGAUUCAUGUGAAGGCUAUUAAGUCGUCUUUAUCUUCUCAAUCCGCUCACCGACGCUGAGCACAAUACAAAUAUUCUAACGCAAUGGACUUUGGAUAGUUGCAUCUAUUUUCUUGUAAGGCAUUUUACAUGAACAUUUAGAGAUUUUUCAUUAUUGAUUAUCACAUUUCAAAUCUCUGUCAUUUCUCUUUCCAGUAAUUUGAUGAACCUGCAUUUUGACAUGACGUAUUGGUUUGAUAUCACAAUGCAUCAAAUAAAUAUAGAUACAGUAUAUACAAUGUUAUGCUUAUUGCUAUAGGCCAGAUGUUUGUGUGCAGUAUAAUUGGUAUUGUUCACAUGGGUUUCAUAGCUUGCAGCUUCCUGUGGAUAUGUGUCAUGAUGAUUUGUCUUGAGUUAGUAUUGAUUGUUAUUUAGAGUAUGUGGGAAAAUAUAAUUGAGAGGGUUCACCAAUAUCGUUUUCCAACUUACCUGGCAGGACAAGAUCUGUCAUAACUCUGUUGGCCAUCUAGAAUACCAAAACGCUUUCAUCUUUACCAAAGAAUCCAUUUGCCACGGCCCCCAUCCGUCCCCUCCCUCUAAUGUCUUAAUAACGAUGUCACUCAACAUUUUGUUUCUGAGGGAACCAAAUAUCUGUCUGUGUGCUGUUUGGGGCUCGCCACUGGGCUGUUUAAUAACCCAGGUUGUUAUCUUACUAUUGUUACAUCCUGGCUUGGUGCGGGUGUCUCUCCUGUUUCUAGUGCUAGGUAUGAUGCAGACAUGCUGUGUAAAACGCUGCAUUAGUCAAGGAAAAAAGGUCCUCGAUUUGCGGUUGUCGGAUUAUAACAGAAUAUUUUGGAAGGACCCAUCUAAGCAAAGGACCAUUCGGCGAAGGGGUGGGCAUAGUUCAGUCCUACAGAGGUUAGUGUCAGGGAUGGGACUACAGUCCUCCCAAACAAGACACUCUAAUAAUGAUUAUGAGGCCAUUUGAAAAGAGGCUUCAGCGAUAUGGGUGAUGUUGAGAUGGUUAAUAGCGUGGGCUCAAAUUGAAGAAUAGAGAGGCUAAAGUGAGGUUGUUAUCAAAAGGUUCUCUGUGAUGGCAUCCUGUUGUACCUUCUGUAACAGGAUACUGCAGAACGUUGCUGUGGGUGGUUUUGUAUGUUCAAGGUGGUUUCAUGUUAAGGGUUAAGUCUCGCUCAGCCAGGCUUUCAGUCUCAGGUAACCUGAGCCACUGAGAGACUUGAGUCCAGCUUGAGAGACUAGUGGAUCAAAAUUGGUUAGUAUAGUGAGGAAAGACGGCGGGUGGUACGGUGUAUGAUUGUAAAUGGGAAUCACUAAGGUGAUUAGUGGACACUAGCUUCAUCCAUUUUAAUUGGCUGGUGGUGGAAAUGACCUUUUGGAUUAUAUAAAAUAUAUAUAUAUAUAUAUAUAUUUCAUGGUAGCUAACGUGGUACUUUAUGACUCAGACCUAAGCCACUUGUGAAACAGAUAAAAUAACACAUUUGGCACAGAUGAUUGGCCCUCAAACAUAGAUUUUUCCAAUUGUUUUUCAAUCGCGACCAGGUCGUUGAGAUUGCUAUUUCGGGAACCUCACCCAAGAGCAGCAUAAGACAAUAAUGUUCAUCCAUAUCCAUUGUCGAAUGGAAAAUUUUUAUUUUUGCCUGAGACCUUUUGCUCAUUUUGACCUAAUAUGUAGAAAUGCCCCUAUUGAUGCAUAUAAUCUGAAGUCAUAUCAGAAAUGUGUAAUCUCAUUCAUGGCGAAGUGCAAUAUGUUCUCCUCUGUAUGGUUAUAGGAUUGUUUUUCUUUUGCAACACGUGAUGUCUUAUCUUGAACUGUGGUGUCACUUCAGAUAGCAUAUAUUACUACGAGUUUAUCGAGAGAUUCUGGAAUAUCAAGUGUGUAUGUAUAACCUAUGGGAGUUAAGACAUGAGGAAUGUAGACCAUACAGCAUCAUUGACUGAGAUCGAGUGCCAGUCUGUUUUUUGCUAUCAUUCCAAAUUCCCUGUCACUCAUUGGCUUGACAAUGACUGCAAUGGAGUAGACAAGAGCACAAACAGGUCUGGGACUAGGCUACCAUUUGCUUUCUUUAUGCUGAAUUUGUCAAUAGUCUAAUAUGGUAUUUUUUUUUAAAUCGAUAUUCAUCAUAUGAGUGGCAUGUUGCCUGAUAGAAAAUGGGUUGGGAGUUCUUCUGUUUAUUGUUCAAAAUCAGCACUCCUCUUAACUUGAAACGGUGCAAUGGGAGACCACUGUUUUGGCUAAACCAGCCUUUUUGAAGUCUGAUGUAUUCUUGGUGUUUUGAGACGCCCCCAUGUGUGCUGGUUUUCCUUCCAACAUAUCUACGAAAUCUUUCCUGAAGGACAAAAUCCUGACAAAAGUUGGGUUAAUGCCAGAUACAAUUCAAUAUUCAAUAAGCAGCUCGAUUUAAGUCUUGUGUGGAUAAGGAGAUGAGUUUGCAUGAAAACCAGCAACCACAGGGGGGUCUGAAGACCUGGUUUGACUAAAGGCUUCACUGUGGUGAAGAGGCUGCAGGGAUAUUGAGUCAAUUUUCUCUAGUUAUUACAAUGACGAGAUAGAGAAUAGUGAUUAUAGACUGAAAUGAACAGUAUAACAAUUAACAAUCAUUUGAGCGACUGGUCAGCAAUGGCUACAAUUAAGCAUCAUUCUUAAAGCCCCAUGCUGUGUUUUUAAUUUAACAUCACUUUGUGUAAUAAAUAAGUGUUUUUUUGUUGUUGUUGUAUAUAUAUUGUUUAUUUCUCUAAGACUCCUUGGGCCACUGAAAUGCUCAGUCAGAUUGUGUGGGCGUUAGGAAACAAAAUGAUUACAACCUAUGUUGUGAUAAUUGCGUUGUUUGCUCUGUAACCCAUUUGUUCAUAUGCCACAUGAUAUACAAUAAAGCCGACACAACAGA